UCGCGCAGAAAGAGGAGCUGCAAGAUGGCGCAAGCAAUAUUUGAAGUGCUUGAAGGCAUGGACAACCAGACAGUGCUGGCGGUCCAGUCUCUGCUGGACGGCCAAGGUGGAGUCCCUGACCCGAACAAUCAGAACGUCUCUGGGGCGUCCGCUAUACAGUCGAUGGACGAUGAGGACGUGUUCCUGUGUGGGAAGUGUAAGAAACAGUUCAACUCUCUGCCAGCCUUCAUGACACACAAGAGGGAGCAGUGCCAGUCCGGAGUCCCCUCCCUGUCCACGGUGUCCUUGGCCUCCACCAACGCCUACACACCGGUCCCCUCAAUCAGCUCUGGACCACAGACUCCUGCCAACAGACAGGUAUCCACCUACAUCACAGUGCCCCCCUCCCCUCUGACACACACGCUGGUCCAGGGCAACGUGCUGGUCAGUGACGAUGUCCUUAUGUCGGCUAUAUCCGCCUUCACCUCCAUCGACCAGCCUAUGGCUGCCAUGCAAACGUCUAUACAGAGUAACCUGAGCAUGCACACAGCUGGUGUAUCUUACCUGCAGCAUCACCACCACCACCACCACCACCAUCAUCACCAUCCCCAACAACAGCAACAACAGCAGCAGCAGCAGCAGCAGCAGCAGCAGCAGCAGCAGUCCUCCCAACCCCUGCCCUCCAGCCAAACAUCGACCCACCCCCUGCCGGCCGGACAGCCCGUCCAGCAGCCGCUCUCCUCGCAGGUCCCAUCAAGCCACAGCAACUCAGUGGUCCAGGUGUACAGCGCACUGCCCCAUAUGGCCGGGGGCGGUGGCGCAGAGAUCCACACCUUGGGUCUGCAGCCUUUUCAUCCUGUUCAAGUGCCAAGUCAGUGCGUGGAGAGCCAGUCGUACACAACCCCUCCUGUCUACAGCCCCGGGAAACAGGGCGCCAAAACAAAGACCUGCAGCAUCACCACCAACCUGGACUUGGACGACUUCGAAAAGGUCAUCAUCCCCAAACGAUCAAGGAGCAGCAAAAAAAGUUCAGAUGGAGCUGCAGCAGAGCAGCUUAAAGGAAAAGUUCCAAAGCUGAAGUGUAAUUUCUGCGACAAAAUCUUCUCGAAAAACUUCGAUCUUCAGCAGCACAUUAGAAGUCACACAGGAGAGAAACCGUUUCAGUGCAUCGUCUGCGGCCGAGCUUUUGCCCAAAAGUCCAACGUGAAGAAACACAUGCAGACACACAAGGUGUGGCCGAUGGGCGCGGCCAGCACGGUGUCCAGAUUACCAAUCACAGUCAAACUGGUACCAGUGCCAUCCAAUGAGGAGGAGGAGGGCGGGGAGCAGCAGCAAGGUGAACCGGAGGAGGAGGGGUUACAGCAGCAGAACUGUCAAACACAAACAGAAGAAGAGGUAGUUCACACAGAAGCUCCAGUGGAGUUGGAGGAGAGUGCGGCUGAGGCUCCAGCUGAUCCGGAGUGCGGCCGAGGGGAGGCCACGCAGAACGGGCAUCCCCAGGUUCAGAUGCAGUCAAACCAGGACCAGCAGUGCCAAGCUCAGACCAAGCAAAUCGUUGUCAUAGACAGCUCCUACCAGUGCCAGUUCUGCGCCAGCAAGUUUCAGACCUACUUCCAGCUCAAGUCUCACCUGACCCAGCACAAAGGGGAGCAGGUUUACAAGUGUGUGUUGAAGUCCUGCUCCCAGACCUUCCAGAAGCUGGAUCAGUUCCUGGAGCACAUCAGGACGCACCAGGAGCAGCUGACCUACCGCUGCCACCUCUGCAGCAAGGUGUUCCCCUCGCUGUUCGAACUGGGAGUCCACCAGUACUCCCACUGCUUCUGCCCGCAACAGAGCACACGCAAGGAAACCAGCAUCUACAGAUGUGUCAAGUGUCAAAGCAGAUAUUCUACCCAGGAGGCACUGGAACAACAUCUACUGACUGCCUCGCACAACUUUCCCUGCCCACACUGUCAAAAGGUUUUCCCGUGCGAGAGGUACUUCAGACGCCACCUCCCCACUCAUGGCAUUGGUGGGAGGUUCAAGUGUCAGAUCUGCAAGAAGGCCUUCAAGACAGAGCACUACCUCAAACUGCACACACGCAUUCACUCAGGUGAAAAGCCAUACAAAUGCUCCCUCUGUGAGGCGACGUUCAACAGGAAGGACAAAGUGAAGAGACACAUGCUCAUCCAUGAACCCUUCAAGAAAUACAAGUGUCCCUUUAGGACACAUGUGGGCUGCACCAAAGAGUUCAACAGGCCAGACAAACUCAAAGCCCACAUUCUGUCACAUUCUGGUAUCAAACCCUACAAGUGUCUUUUCUGUCAGAAGGCGUUCAGCCGCAGGGCCCACAUGCUGGAGCAUCAGCAGUCCCACACAGAUAACUACCGCUUCAGGUGCUCCACCUGCAACAAGGGCUUCACCAGACAGAGCUACUACAGGGAUCACAAAUGUCCCGCAGCAGGGAACGGGACGGGAACGGAAGGAGGGACCGGAGAGGCGGAGGGAGACGAGGUGCCAAUGGAAGAGGAGAAGGAUGGAGAGGACGACGGGAGAAGAAGCAGGUUCUUGAGAAUAGAAAACAUGUCCGGCGGCGAUGACGGAGAGGAUGACGACAGCUCAAAGGGCAGCCAAGAGCAGGUGGAAACACAAGAGCAGGAGGAGGAGGAGGAGGAGGAAGAGGAAGAGGAGGAGGAGGAGGGAGAUGGGGGGAGGACUGACGAGGGUUGUCAGGCUGCAAUGACUAUCAGCAUUAUUGAAGGACAGGAGGAGGAGGAGGAGGAGGAUGACGGGAUGGAACAUGUUGCCGUGGCGCUGGAUCAGAUUCAGAGCAAUGAGCAGAACUGUUUACAGCAGCAAUGUUUGUAGUUUUAAGCUUGAUCUUAGUUGGAACGUAUCCUGGACCAAACAAAAACUAAACUAGCCAUUUAUUUUUUUAAAGGGAAAUUAUUAUUUGUUUUAUAUUAAAACGUUAAAUUAUACGCACUGCUUUUACUUUUUUUUUUUUUUUAAAUUGUAAAGUAAGUAUGCCUACAGUAUUUUACCUGGUAGAUCUAUAUUGCCAAAAUAACCAGUGGAACAUUUCCAUGUACUUGUGUACAAAUAUUGUGCAAUUAAGCCACAGUGGUUUCUUUAAAAUGUCAUAAUGUCAAAAGCAAUGAAAACAUUUUCUUUCAUUUGAUGUUGAAAAAAGGAAAUUAUUCAAGUUUACCCGUGUUGUCUCAAAGUAUAUUUGUGUCCAUAUAA
Anoplopoma fimbria (sablefish) is the source of this 3204-nucleotide messenger RNA. RefSeq names its product zinc finger protein 341 (gene znf341). Bases 25 to 2826 code for a protein of 933 amino acids. The transcript is spliced from 16 exons. The record is from RefSeq and is a predicted model, not a curated record. Gene Ontology annotation, biological process: regulation of transcription by RNA polymerase II. Gene Ontology annotation, cellular component: nucleus. Gene Ontology annotation, molecular function: DNA-binding transcription factor activity, RNA polymerase II-specific; RNA polymerase II transcription regulatory region sequence-specific DNA binding. Lineage: Eukaryota; Metazoa; Chordata; Actinopteri; Perciformes; Anoplopomatidae.